AUGUAUCUGGAUAAGCAGGAGACUACUGGGGGGUUCAUGACAAGUCGGAGGAGGCAGAAGGCCGCGGCUGAUAUAGCUAGGGAGAGGGACAAUCGGAGGUUGAAAGGGAUGCCUGUCCGGGACUUCGGCUCGAUGAAUGCAAGCGAUCUUUGCGGGGCGUUUUCAGCAGCAGCACGGAACAAAGUUGCUGACAAGAAGAUUUGGAAAUCUCUUCAGAAUCGGGCGCUGUUUUUGAUGGGUAUAAUGGCGCCGGCCAACGUGGCAGUUGUGAUGAAUUCGCUAGCGCGAGCUCAACUGGAAGAUUUCAACGUCGAUCUGAUCGCCGCUGUGACAGAGAAAGUCGUCGAGCAAAGGGAAGCCUUCCAGUGGAACGAUCUUGGGCUGUUGGUGAAUGCAUAUGCAAGGCUCCAACUCGGGAAGGAUGAUUUCUUUAAAGUGUGCAGCGAUAUAGUGAUAAAGUGUCGAGGGAGUGGUAUGAACGAGAAGGAUAUUGCACGGUUCGUCAACGCGUAUGCUAAGAUGGGCAUUCGAGAUGACAAGCUCUUUGCAGUGCUCGGAGGGCGCAUCUUGGAGUGUGAAUCGACCUUCACCGAGUUGUCGUUGUCCAACAUAGCCAACGGUUACGCCAAGUUGGACAUCCGAGAUCUCGACGUGUACGUCACCGAGGGGUGGUUGUAUACCUAG
Molecule: messenger RNA, 684 nt
Organism: Perkinsus marinus ATCC 50983
Lineage: Eukaryota; Perkinsozoa; Perkinsida; Perkinsidae
Exons: 3
Coding region: 1-684 (227 amino acids)
Source: RefSeq, a predicted model, not a curated record